This is a messenger RNA of Apodemus sylvaticus (European woodmouse), 8048 nucleotides long. It is a transcript of the gene Tns3, whose product is annotated as tensin 3. Bases 664 to 5346 code for a protein of 1560 amino acids. The record is from RefSeq and is a predicted model, not a curated record. Gene Ontology annotation, molecular function: phosphatase activity; protein binding. The transcript is spliced from 31 exons. Gene Ontology annotation, biological process: dephosphorylation. Lineage: Eukaryota; Metazoa; Chordata; Mammalia; Rodentia; Muridae.
CCAUCGUCACCGACCUUCUCUAGAAAGGUCAAUCCCACCCCCUUUAAAUUUUAAAGCUUCAGAAGCAAAUUGGUAAAAGAGCCCCCAAUGCCUUAGCUUUUUUUCCCCUCUUCCUACUCCAAAUUCACUCUUGGCUGGGUAGUGUUGAUUACCCGAUAGAUACCUCCCAGUGCAGAUGCAGAGAGUGGACUGGAGACUGGUCAAGAUUUUAAAAUGCCAAAAGCCCUGGGAACCUGCUGCGUUUUGAUUCUCUUAAGCCCCAGCGCCAGCGCGCCUAGAGGUUUGAAAUCCUAGUAAUGCCGAACCCCGAGCCAAGCGUCGGUAAUUCCAGUCAGAUGGCGGCGGGGAGGCGCACCCCCUCCCCACCCCCGCCCGCGGGAAGGCGUUUCUUCGCCCACUUCUCCCGCGUCUGGCUGAGCAGCGGUGCCCGGCUCUGGGCUGCGGUCUGCGGGGGAGGGCGGGCUAAUUCGUGUCAGAUGGAGGGCGGCCGCGCGGGGCCCGCCACUCGCGCCUGGCUUUUGUUCCCGGCGUCUGACUUCUGACGGCAGGAGCUUUUGCAGAGCCCGGCUGAGACGCGCGCGAUCCGGGCCUCGCCCACGCAGGACCCCGAGCCGUCUGUGCCGCGCUCGGUUGUGGACGGGGGACGGACCACGGGGGACAGCCAUGCGGUGGCGCGUGCUGGCCCCGGGCCCACCCGCGAGGUUGGCGCGCGAGUCUGGGGCGCGUGGGCGUCCACGCCAGCCGGAAGAAUUUACCACGUGUUCACACAACUUUAAGAAAAAGGACUUUAAAAAGCCCAGAGUCUGUGGAGUGUGUCGACAGACCAUUGCCGGUCAAGGGAUUGCUUGCCGAGCCUGCAAGUAUUCCUGCCACAAGAGAUGUGAAGCCCAGGUGGUGACUCCCUGCUCGGUGCAAGUCCACCUGGACCAGGCUCCCGAGAGUUCCACACCAUCUGCUGUUCUCCGCUGUGACAAGCCUUCAAGGCCCGUGGUCCUGAGUCCAGCCAUGGAGGACAGUCACGAACUGGACCUUACCUAUGUCACCGAGCGUAUCAUUGCCGUGUCCUUCCCUGCCAGUUGUUCAGAGGAGUCCUACUUGCACAGCCUGCAGGAAGUCACGCGCAUGCUCAAAUCCAAGCACGGUGACAACUACCUGGUAUUAAACCUUUCAGAGAAGAGAUAUGACCUUACAAAGCUUAAUCCAAAGAUCAUGGAUGUGGGCUGGCCCGAGCUGCAUGCACCUCCCCUUGACAAAAUGUGCACCAUAUGCAAAGCCCAGGAGUCCUGGCUGAACAAUGACCCCCAGCAUGUGGUGGUCAUCCACUGCAGGGGUGGUAAAGGACGAAUUGGAGUGGUCAUAUCGUCUUACAUGCAUUUCACCAACGUCUCAGCCAGUGCUGACCAGGCACUGGACAGGUUUGCGAUGAAGAAGUUUUAUGAUGACAAAGUAUCAGCUUUAAUGGAGCCCUCCCAGAAGCGGUACGUGCAGUUUCUCAGUGGGCUACUGUCUAGAGCCACGAAGAUGAACACCUCGCCCCUGUUCCUGCACUUCGUCAUCCUGCACGGCGUCCCCAGCUUUGACACUGGAGGAGCUUGCCGGCCCUUUCUGAAGCUCUACCAGGCCAUGCAGCCCGUGUACACAUCUGGGAUCUACAAUGUCGGCCCUGAAAACCCCAGCAGGAUCCGCAUUGCCAUAGAGCCGGCCCAGCUGCUGAAGGGCGACAUCAUGGUGAAAUGCUAUCACAAGAAGUUCCGCUCGGCCACCCGCGAUGUCAUUUUCCGCCUGCAGUUCCACACCGGGGCUGUGCAGGGCUACGGGCUCCUGUUUGGGAAAGAAGAGCUGGACAGCGCCUGCAAAGAUGACCGAUUUCCAGACUAUGGCAAGAUUGAAUUGGUCUUCUCGGCCACACCUGAGAAGAUUCAAGGAUCGGAGCAUCUGUACAGUGACCAGGGAGUGACCGUGGACUAUAACACAGCAGACCCGCUGAUUCGGUGGGACUCCUACGAGAACAUGAGUGCGGAUGGAGAAGUGCUACACACACAGGGCCCAGUGGAUGGCAGCCUGUAUGCCAAGGUGAGGAAGAAGAGUGCCUCAGAUUCUGCCAUCCCUAGUAGCCCUCAGGGCAUGCCAGCCACCAGCAGUCCAGACCACAGCGACCAUACCCUGUCAGUCAGCAGUGACUCGGGUCAUUCUACUGCCUCCGCCAGGACUGACAAGACCGAAGAGCGCCUGACCCCGGGAGCACGGAGAGGCCUGAGCCCUCAGGAGAAGGCUGAGUUGGACCAGCUACUCAGUGGAUUUGGCCUGGAAGACUCGGCAAGCUCCCACAAAGACAUGACGGAUCUACGCAGCAAGUAUAGUGGGACACGCCACGUGGUACCAGCCCAGGUCCACGUGAAUGGAGACGCUGCCCCAAAGGACCGGGAGACCGACAUUCUAGAUGACGAGAUGCCUCAUCACGAUCUGCACAGUGUGGAUAGCCUGGGUACUCUUUCCUCCUCCGAAGGGCCCCAGUCAGCCCACCUGGGCCCCUUCACCUGCCUCAAGAGCAGCCAGAACUCCCUCCUGUCUGAUGGCUUCGGCAACGGUGUUGCUGAAGAUCACAAUGGCGUCCUUUCUCCGGACCUGGGCCUUGGCGUAGACUCCCUUUAUGACCGGGAACGGAUGUGUGGGAGCCGAGAGCUGAAGCAGCCGCAGCCCCUGUUGAGGAAGCCCUCUGCACCCACCCCGGCGCAGGCCUACGGGCAAAGUAACUAUUCUACCCAGACUUGGGUACGUCAGCAGCAGAUGGUGACUGCUCACCAGUACAGCUUUGCCUCAGAUGGGGAGGCCAGGCUUGGCGGCCGCAGUACAGUGGACAGUGCUGGCCUUGCCCAGCCCCAGCCCCAGCCCCACAUCCCAGUUACUCCCACCCGUGGAGCAAGCAGCAGAGUGGCUGUUCAGAGAGGUAUCAGCAAUGGGCCAACUCCCUCCGACACACAGCAGCUCUGUCCUGGUAAAGCACUCCAGCCCAGAUUUCCAGAGGACAGAGUCAUGAAUGGAGCACACCAGGAGCUAGACACCGGCCCCUCCCCAGGCUCUCCGACUCUGGAUAUUGACCAGUCCAUUGAGCAACUUAACAGGCUGAUCUUGGAGCUGGACCCCACCUUUGAGCCCAUCCCCACACACCUGAAUGCCCUUGGCAUCUCAGCCAAUGGCUCGAUGUGUCCUGAUGGUGUGGGAAGUGGGCUCCGGUGUGGUGGCAGGCUGGACCCUGUAGACGGCCCUGGCCGGAGCCCUGGGCGGCAAGGCGAUAACCCCAUUGGGGGACGUCUUCGAAAGCUGAGCAUUGGGCAGUACGACAAUGAUGCUGGGAACCAGGUGACCUUCUCUAAGUGUGGAUGGGGAAAGGCUAGUGCGGACCCAGCCCCAAGCCUGGGCUCAUUCUCCUCUCCUGCAGACAUCAAAGAGACGGUGAUCACUGCAUAUCCCCCUGACCUCGAUAUGAUCGAUGGCAGGAUUCCAAACAGCAAGGAGUCGCCUGUGUGUCUGACCCCAGCAUUCCCUGUGUCUCCAGAAACACCAUAUGUGAAAGCAUCCCCACACUACCCUCCGAUCAGCCCACCUGAGCCCCAGCUGACCAGCCCAGCCAGUUUGCACAAAGGGCGAGAACCACGAGGCUGCCCAGAGAUUAUCAGCCACACUGUGGGGAUGUCAGAGAGCCCCAUCGGACCCAAAUCCACCAUGCUUCGGGCUGAUAUGCCUGCAACACCCAACUUUCAGCAGGUGUUCGCAUCAUCCUGCACGGUUUCCAGCAAUGGCCCCGGCCAGAGGAGAGAGAGCCCGCCUUCUGCAGAACGCCAGUGGGUAGAGAGCAGCCCAAAGUCCACCCUCACCCUACUGGGGAACAGCCACCCUUCCGAGAGUCCCCUUGGCACCCAUGAGUUCUGUAGCUCUGGUAAGGACUCACCAGGGCUGCCCUGCUUCCAGUCCUCAGAGCUCCAGGCCUCUUUCCACGGCCACGAGCUGUCCAUGUCGGAGCCUCAGGAUGCUCUGCCUCCCGCAGGCAGCCAAGCCUUCUUAGGUUUCAACGCAGUAACCACAGUAACAAGUGGCCUUCCACCUGGCGAGGAUGCUGGCACCUUGCUGGUCAAUUCCCACGGUACAUCACCAGCUCCUGGAACCCCUCUGAUGACUACGGCAGGGGCUGCUGGCAAUGGCUUCCUGUCCCACAACUUUCUCACGGUGUCACCUGGUGCCAGCAGCCACCACAGUCCAGGCCUGCAGAACCAGGGCGUCAGCCUGCCUGGGCAGCCACCCCUCCCGGAGAAGAAGCGAGCUUCAGAGGGCGAUCGCUCUUUGGGCUCAGUCUCCCCUUCAUCCAGUGGCUUCUCCAGCCCCCACAGUGGUAGCACCAUGAGCAUCCCCUUCCCGAAUGUCCUGCCAGACUUCUGCAAGCCUUCGGAAGUGGCCUCACCUUUGCCAGAUAGCCCAAGUGAUAAACUCGUGAUCGUGAAGUUUGUUCAAGACACCUCGAAGUUCUGGUACAAGGCAGACAUCUCAAGAGAGCAAGCCAUUGCCAUGUUGAAGGACAAAGCUCCUGGGUCAUUCAUCGUGAGGGACAGUCACUCCUUCCGAGGGGCCUACGGCCUGGCCAUGAAGGUGGCCACACCUCCUCCGUCGGUCUUGCACCUGAACAAGAAAGCUGGAGAUUUGUCCAAUGAACUCGUCCGGCAUUUCCUGAUUGAGUGUACCCCAAAGGGAGUGCGGUUGAAAGGGUGUUCGAAUGAACCAUAUUUUGGGAGCCUGACGGCUUUGGUGUGCCAACAUUCCAUUACGCCCCUGGCUUUGCCCUGUAAGCUGCUCAUUCCAGAGAGAGAUCCUCUGGAGGAAAUAGCAGAGAACUCUCCCCAGACAGCGGCCAACUCGGCAGCCGAGCUGCUGAAGCAGGGAGCAGCCUGCAAUGUCUGGUACUUGAACUCCGUGGAAAUGGAGUCCCUCACUGGUCACCAGGCAGUCCAGAAGGCCUUGAGUAUGACCUUGGUUCAAGAACCUCCUCCAGUGUCUACAGUGGUACACUUCAAGGUGUCAGCCCAGGGCAUCACCCUGACUGACAAUCAGAGAAAGCUCUUCUUCCGGAGGCAUUACCCAGUGAGCAGCGUGAUUUUCUGUGCUUUGGAUCCACAAGACAGGAAGUGGAUCAAAGAUGGCCCUUCUUCUAAAGUCUUUGGAUUUGUGGCCCGGAAACAGGGCAGUGCUACAGACAAUGUAUGCCACCUGUUUGCAGAGCAUGAUCCUGAGCAGCCUGCCAGUGCCAUUGUCAACUUUGUGUCAAAGGUCAUGAUCGGCUCCCCUAAGAAGAUCUGAGCCCCUCCCAGCCAUACCCGCCAGAUGCCUCAUGGGGCCUUCAACAGGCAGUGGGGUGAGGCAGGGGGCCCCCAUUUGUACCAGACUGACAAUCCUCACAUUCCAAACUCAACGGGAGAAUAUGACAACUCUUCAAACCAAGAACAAACAAUGUCGUCACCACAGAUUGGCCUUAAAGAAGCUUCUCAUCAACACACCUCUAUAGUCAAGCGCAUUUUGAGUGAAUGGAUCUUGGCCUGGGAAAUGCCUCGCCAGGGUCCCAAGGACAAGGACUAUACAAGGAGGGCGUAUGGAAGACAUGGCUGCCUUGAGUCCCUGACUCAUUAGCAUCUGUGCGGAGGAGGAGCAUCUGUUCUGCUUGACAGGGGCUGAGUAGCCAUGGCACCCAAGGCAGUUGCAGAAACGCUCUGCCCAGCGGCUCCCUCAUCUUGUCUUUCUACAUCAGUGAUGAAACUGAGGAGAAGAUGCAUGGUUAGUGAAGGUCUGAGCAGGUUGGAGCGUGGUGGGGAUCUAGUCAGGGGGCAGCAGAAGGGAUGUAAAGCAAGUGCUGUGGAGGAAGCCUCUGGUGUCGGGGAGGACCGUGUGGAGUCCGAGAGCCCACAGCUGGUGGUCAGUGAUUCUGCUCUCACAUCUCCACCUGGGCUGUGGAGAGCCUAGAGGACCUUGAGAGGAAAAUGAGAAGAUGGAAUCAAAAAUGCCAUUUUAUAUAAUGUAUAUUUUACUUAUCCAAAUUAUUUAUAACCGCCUGCCAUUGCCAUAUAGUACCCUCGUCAGAUGCUGCAGCCGACUAAGCCGUGUCCUCUUGUAGACACGCUAGAGACAGCUGGCCCUCAGCUGGAAGGGGAACAGUGGUCCCGGGUGAUGCCACCCAGUCCCUCACCUGUAGUACUGCUAGACGGAUUUGCCUCAAGCAGCCUACCCUCUACCUGGCUUCUUUCCUGAAGGGAAUGCCCAGGAGGCGAGGGAGACUAAGUCACUGGUAUCAGUCUCUUCUGUAGGACUGGCCGGGCCAUCUAGAAGUCGGUGUCACCCAAAGCACAUGUGGCCUUUCUAAGCUGUUACCGUGAUUCUCCUGUGGUACCUGCAGCUUCUGUGGGAGCUCUGUGGGUGUCUGGAUGGAGAGAAGGGAUGAAGAGAAAGAUCAAGAACUCUCUAGUUCUCACAGGCUACUUUGAUUUGCUGAGUCAUCUUAGUCACUGAGUCAGGUGUGACUGAUGGUUCUUGCUAAGAUGGGCACCCCACUGCUGCAAGCUUGCUAAAAUGGGCACCCCACUGCUGCAUGCUUCCUGCCUGCAUCUGUGCCCGGAGAUUCCCAGAGUGGGGGUGGAGCAGGGCUCUGUCAAGACAAAACCAGGGUCCUUGGUCGGAACAUCUGCCCCAGGAAGGCUCCGAGCAUUCCUGUCUCAGCCUGAAAUUCCCACUCUCUGCCUUCUAAAAUCCAGACCUAGCUUCCAAAUCCCACAGCUGAAAUGGGCUACAGUUGUUAAGCUGGGAUUUUUGUGGUGAGUUUUGUUUCAAAAGGGGCAGGGGUGUAACUACAUGUAGAAUUGGAAUCAACUCUGCCAGGGUGAGUGUGUGUGUGUGUGUGUGUGUGUGUGUGUGUGUGUGUGUGUGUGUGUGUGUGUAUACAGGUGGACCAUUCCACUUUUUGCUCAUGUGUAUGUCUGUGUGUAUACAGGUGGACCAUUCCACUUUUUAGCUCCUAUUGAUGCACCAAAAGCAAGUGCCUCAUUUCUGUGCCAAAUGUUUGCCUUGGUCUUUAAGGACCUCUUUCCUGGACACUCUGAUGUGCCUGUUAGAGGGAGUGUGUCCCCAUUCCCUAGAGGCCCCAUGUCUUCCACAGAGGCUUUUAGUGUUUCAGUUACUUAUAUGCAGCUAAACUCCACAUUGGGGCAGGGGUGGGGCUGAAGUUUGUACUCUGUCUAAGAAGUAAGUACCAGGUCCUAUGAUAAGUUUGUGUGCAGAUGUGGCCCAGAGACCACAGACCCGCUCCCAAUUCCUCCUGCUGGGGGGAGGGGGAAGCUAAUUAGGAAUCAGCUGGGCAGAGCUGACGCCCAGCCUUCCAGUGAAUUGAAUGCCACAAAGGGCUGCAUGGAAUGCAUCCAAGAAGCCACGCGAACCGUGCUUUCCAAACUGACUGGCCAGGUAUGAUCUUUACUCAAGAUAAAAGCAGUCAAGGGUAUCAAGGGAUGUGCCCUGAGGAAAUGCAGGAAGACAGCUCUACAACUCUCUACAACAGCUGGUAGGACAGGGUUCUGUCUUCUGUGUGUGACAUGUGAACAGAACAAGAGACCAGUAUCAUAGACUGUGUGCUCAGAAAUACCGGGAAGGAGUAUUGCCCAGGCGUUUGCUACAAGGCCAUGGGUUGGGCACCAGUUAGUUCAUUAUUCUCUGAGUAAAUUCAGUGAUGUCCCACCACUUCUAAUAGAUAACCAGGGUCCCUUUAACCUCAUUAAUGGUCUUAUAGUUUCCAGUGUUGUGCUGUACCCAUGUUAAAAGCCACACUGCAUUUAUCCUCAGUGUCAAAGACGUUGUAAUGUCGCCUGUCUUAUCUAUUAGUGCAGUUUUCACUAUUCUAUAUUGUAAAGAAUAUGUAUCCAGUAUGUAAAUGAGUGUUCUAUAAACCUUUUGUAUAGGUAUUUCCUCUGCUCUUUAAAUAUCAGCCUUAUUCAGAGUAUAAUAAAAAUUAUGACCUUGGUACA